Molecule: messenger RNA, 5529 nt
Organism: Kluyveromyces lactis
Lineage: Eukaryota; Fungi; Ascomycota; Saccharomycetes; Saccharomycetales; Saccharomycetaceae
Gene: BNI1
Product: formin BNI1
Exons: 1
Coding region: 1-5529 (1842 amino acids)
Biological process (GO): mitotic actomyosin contractile ring assembly; barbed-end actin filament capping; actin filament bundle assembly
Cellular component (GO): cell division site; cellular bud neck; mating projection tip
Molecular function (GO): actin binding; small GTPase binding
Source: RefSeq, a predicted model, not a curated record
AUGCAGAGGUCGCAAAGUUCCAGAGGGCCAACUGGGAACGAGAACUCUCAUUCAAGAUCGUUGAGUAAUUCUCAAGGAAGCAGCCUGUUUUCGAAUUUGAAAAAACUAGCUACUGGAGGGAAUCAUGGAAGCUCUCAACCAUCACAGACUCGAAAGGAACUUAUAUCCUCACCAAAGAGGGUGUUUACCACUGCAUCAUUAGAAUCCGCAACUCCAAUUGGAGGCAGCAAACCACUGAACAAAAUUAGUUCCUUGAAUACUCAUAAUUUAUCCCAUUACACAAUGGAUCCCGAGGCCAAUUCCCGUUCACAGAGUGCAUCGUUGUUAACUUCUCCAACGAAAUAUUCCUAUUCUAGAAGGUCAAGCCAAUUGACAAGAUCAUCCACGAACAAAUCAAUCAUAUCCUCCUCUGCCGUGUCUGUCAGCUCCAAUUCGACUUCCAUACUGAAUAGAUUCCUAACAAAUGAUGGGACACUAAAACUAGAUAGACCCGAAAAUCCUGAAGAGAUUAAUGGCUUGUUUAUGGACCUGCUAAUAAAGAGGAACGUUUUCGACUCCGUUUCCUCACAGGAUCAGAAAGACAUGUUGAAUUAUCCCAUAGAAAAAAAAUGGUUAAUGGUUAAACAAGAUCUGCAGUCAGAAUUCAAGCGUUUGAAAAGCACGAAACCUAGAUUUUCUGCUAAUGACACCCAGAAUAUGUUGAAACGUAAGACUAGUACAUCGAAACUGAACACUCAAUAUGAGGGCAUGCUCCAUACAAAUGAAUCACAGGGUUCGCUGCUCUCUCCGUCUCAUUUCCCACCAGAAUAUUAUGUCCGUCAGAUAAUCAGCAAGAAGAUAAAAAAUAAAGAACUGAAUGAUUUAUGGGUAUCAUUACGUACUGAACCGUUAGAUUGGGUGAUUUCGUUCUUAGAAGCUCAGGGCCAAGUUGCAAUUGCAAAUUUGAUCAUCACCAGCAUGCAUCAGGAUACUACAGACAACCAAAAUGCUGUGACUGAUCCUCAGUUUUUGGAGAGGGAAACUGCUUUGUUCAAGUGCUUGAGAGUACUACUCAACAUAAGAGAAUGCUUAGAAGAAGCCGUGAACUCUACGUUGGUAACUAACGCACUAGUUGAAGGGUUACUAUCUACUAAAAUACCCACACGAAGGUUAGCAACAGAGACACUUAUCUAUCUAGUUACAAAAGACGAGGACUUUAAAUCAAGGACAGCUGGUUUGGAUUGUUUCUCAUUAGUUAUGGAAUCUCUAAACCAUGAAACUUCGCUCGUCCAGAAUAUUCACAUGAAAGCAAAAUUCUCUACCAAUGAUUCUACUGAUCCAGAGUCUAACCCACAACUGUAUCAAGUUUGCAAAAUACUUCAACAAUGGCUAUACGUUGUUGAACAGACACUAGAUGGUAGAGGUAAAAUGGGUUCUCUUGUCGGAGCAUCAGAUGAAUAUAGAAAUAAUACUGGCGAGAAUUCCAUAUAUGAGUAUUUGGUUGACUCUAUCGUUCUUAUCGAUCAAUUAUGUCUGAAUAACGAAGACGUCAAAAAGCGACACAUGAUGAGAACUCAACUCAAAAGCUUUGGAUUGAAUAGAAUACUUCAGAAGAUGCAAUUACUAGACUAUCCACCGUUGUCAACAAUGUUGCUACAAUUUGAGGAUGCUGCAAUCGACGACUAUAAUUCUUUGAUAGAUAGUCAGAAAUUUACUGAAAAUGUUGACAUGGAUGAUCCAGUGUCAAUUUUACAAAAACUCACUUCUUCCUUCAAGGGCACAGAGGCAGAAUCAUAUUUAUUAUCAAUGCUUCAAAACCUUUUUCUUUCAAGCAAUAAGAACGCUCAAGAAAGUGAUGACCCAGGUAAGAAUGUUCAACAAUUGAAGUUGAUUGAUUCCUUGAUUUCGAAUGUUGCAAUAACCACUCUUGACUCUGAGUCGAACUUCAACGUUGCAAUUCAAAGACUUUACGAUUCGAUGCAAACGGAUGAAAUAGCUCGAAGAGCCAUUCUUGAAUCUAGAGAGCUAACCAAAAAAUUGGAAGAAGUAAAGGCAGAACGUGACUAUUUGAACGACAAAAUUUCAAAGGCCGAGAACGGACUUGUUGGGCAACUUCAAAAAGAGUUGGCUGAACGUGACCUAAUUCUAGAUAAAACGCAACGUGUUACGGAACAGUUACAGUCCGAAUUGGAAGAACUAAAAAAAAGACAUCUUUUGGAGAAACAUGAACAUGAGAUUGAACUUCGAAAAAUGCUUACGAUUGUGAAUUCUAAGACAAGUGACGACCUCGAAUCAGGUUCAACUGUUCAAAAUGACCCUAAACCAUUGAAUCCUGAAAGAAAAACUGCCAUACAAAACGUUUUACAAAGAAGCUUGCAAAAAACAGAGCAAGAUCUUCUUAAUGAGUCUCGCAGACUUGGAACUGCGGUUGGUUCCAAGAGUAGGUUGAAACUCUUGAGAUCAAAAAUGGAAGAUAUUGAGAACCAAGCAAGAGAGCUUGAAAUGACAAAUUUUGCUGAUGUCAAACCCAAGCAGAACCAGAAAUUUAAGGAGCAAGUUAAAGGUCAACAAGCCACAAAAUUAGCUGAGUUAAGGAAAAAGCUAGCAAUAAUACAAAAUGAAAGCAACGAUAUAACAAAGUUCAAUAUUGAGGCCAGAGUGAAUGAAUUAUUCCAAGACAAAAAGUUAGCUGCCUUGGAUAGAUUGAAAGACUUAGAGAAUAAAUACAAUGGUUUCCACAUUGACUUUGCAGAUGACCCUGAGUUAAAAGAGCUCCUGACGCAGUCCAGUAAUGGCGGACCUUCUUUGGAUCCAACAAUUGUACAAAGAAAGGUAGAAGAAAUGAAUUCAAUUAUUGAUGAACUCAAUGCAUUGAAAGAAGAAAUGAAAAAUAGACCUAAAACCGGCUCAAGUUCAUCAUCUUCGUCAUCGUUGUCUUCGGCAUCUUCCUCUUCAGAAGAUGGUUCAUCACAAUCACAAGCAUCUCAUGGGUCGGAUAUUGUAUCCAAUGGAUCAUCAUUCCUUGAAUCAUUAUCUCAAAAGUAUUCAACUGGACAACAGACCGCCACGUCUACGAAUGGUGGUCGUGUGGGACGCGAGACUAGGUAUCCUGGAAGCGGUUAUCAUAGAAAAUCGUUUUUGAAUAGGUUAAAGAAUACUACAGUGAACCCAACAGCGACGAGCGAACAUCUGCCACCGUUUUUGACUGAGCUAAAAUCAAAAGUUAAAAUGACAGAUGACAUCGAUGAUGUCCCUGUGGGUAUUGGCAUAUCUGUAUCUCCUGGUGCAUCGUUAAAGAGUACUGAAAAACCAGUCAGUCAAUUUACAGAAAAACCCAUUUUGACAGAUGCUCAACAGGGAAGCGACAAGAUCUCGAAUGUGAUCUUGAAUGAUAAAUAUUCGCCAACGACAAUGCAGUCUGAAAUCGGGGAUUCCGAAUCUAUUGAAGCGAAUCCAACAACAACAAUCGUAUCCGCUGCUUCGCCACCGCCACCACCACCACCGCCGCCACCACCUCCCUUACCGGUAUCAUUAGGUGGAACUCUUACUGCAGUACCAUCUCCUCUCCCUACUGCAUUAUCCCCUGGUAUUGCUCCUCCCCCUCCUCCUCCCCCUCCCCCACCUCCACCAUUUCCAUCGGCAAACACACCCAAAGCGACAGUCACAAGUCCCUUACUACCGCAAUCACCAUCUCUCUUUGAAAGGUAUCCUCGUCCCAAGAAGAAGCUCAAACAAUUACACUGGGAAAAAAUUGACAAUGCUGGGGAUUCUAUUUGGAAAAAUGCUCAAGCAGAAAAGGUUGCUGACGAUCUAUUCGAAAGAGGUGUAUUAAGUCAAUUAGAAAAAGCGUUUGCUGCCAGAGAAACCAAAUCAUUAAAAGGAAAGUCUAAGGAAGCAAAUGAAAAGAUUACCUUUUUAUCGAGAGAUGUUUCCCAACAAUUUGGUAUUAACCUACAUAUGUUCUCCAACCUCGAUGUUAAAGAUGUUGUUGGGAAGGUAAUGAAAUGUGAUAGAGAAUUCCUAUCUACUCCUAGCGUAAUAGAGUUUUUGUCAAAGCCUACCAUAAUUGAAGUAACGAAUAAUUUGGCACGAUAUUUCAAUCCUUACAGUACUGAUUGGGAGGGAGUGACAUCUGUUGACGAUGCAAAACCCCCCGAAAAAGAUCCUAAUGAACUUCAACGUGCAGAUCAACUAUAUGUUGAAUUUAUGAUUAACUUACAACCGUACUGGGGGUCUCGUAUGAGAGCAAUCACUAUGAUAACUACUUAUGAAAAAGACUAUUCGGAUUUGGUCACUAAACUAAGAAAAAUUGAUAGAGCAGUUCAGUGCAUCGAACAAUCUGAAAGUCUCAGACAUGUUUUCGAUGUUAUUUUGGCAGUUGGUAAUUAUAUGAAUGAUUCUUCAAAGCAAGCUCAGGGGUUCAAGCUAAGCACCCUACAAAGAUUGACCUUCAUUAAAGAUGAAAAGAACAGUAUGACUUUUUUGAACUAUGUGGAAAAGAUAAUUCGUGAAAAUUAUCCCGAAUACAGCCAUUUCGUGGAAGAGCUUGAGCCUAUUUUUAGCGUAACAAAAAUAUCCAUCGAACAGUUGGUAACUGAUUGUAAGGAAUUUUCACAGUCAGUAAUUAACGUUGAGCGUUCUAUUGAAAUUGGAAACCUAAGUGACCCUUCUAAAUUCCAUCCGUUAGAUCGUGUUUUAAAUAAGGUAGUACCGGUUUUACCUGAAGCUAGAAAGAAAGCUGAUCUUCUAAGCGAUGAAAUCAAAUUAAGUUUGCUGGAAUUUGAAAAUCUAAUGAAGAAAUUUGGCGAAGAUGCCAACGACAAGUUCUCUAAAAACUCUUUCUUCCAAAAGUUUGCAGAUUUCAUUACCGAAUUCAAGAAAGCUAAAACUCAUAAUGUCAAACUGGAAGAAGAAGAACGUGCUUACGAAAGGAGAAAGAAAAUGAUUGAAGAUCAACAACGGAAACAACAGGAGGCAGAUAGUAAGGCAACAGCAAAAAAUUUAAGCACUUCGCAAGAACCGUCUGAUGAUAGGGACGAUAUAGAGAAGCUUUUGGAUAAAUUGAAAAAUGCAGCUCCUUCAAAAGGAGAUCCAUCUAGUACUCGUAAACGUGCAUUGGCUAGAAAGAAAUUACUAGAUGGUAAAUCCGGGGCAUCAAUUUUUGAUAACAUCACUGCUGAUAGUACUAUCGAAGCUUUCGUGGAACAAAAUAGAACGCUUACCGAAUCGCCUACUGCUAAAAAAUCGGCCAGCCUUCCUGAAACUGAAAGCUUGUCGUCAUCAAAACAAGACCCUGCAGAUAGAGCAAGGAAUUUAUUACUAGAAUUAAGAGGCCCUGACGAAAGAAAAGACGCUUCUCCAUCCCCAAUCAAAGCAAAGGACAAGCUUAGGGAUCUGAAAAAAAAAGAUUCUUCUGUGAAAGUAGACCAACCUAAUAAACUACAAUUUGUUGGAAGCCUAGAAGUUGGACCUCAUCCUAAACCGUUAUCGCCAACCCAAGAUUUGAUGGACACAUCGAACUCAUCGGAAGAUGAGUUUAUUGAUGCUUAA